Messenger RNA from Carassius gibelio (silver crucian carp), 3429 nucleotides. RefSeq names its product oxidation resistance protein 1. The transcript is spliced from 11 exons. Gene Ontology annotation, biological process: regulation of transcription by RNA polymerase II; response to oxidative stress. Gene Ontology annotation, cellular component: nucleus. The record is from RefSeq and is a predicted model, not a curated record. The coding region runs from base 588 to 2324 and encodes 578 amino acids. Lineage: Eukaryota; Metazoa; Chordata; Actinopteri; Cypriniformes; Cyprinidae.
UAGUUUAUAUAAAUCGCAAUAGAUUUAAGAUUUAAUGCUUAGAAAGUUUAAACACAGAAGGAUUUGGUUUAUGAUUUUUAUAUAUAUACAUAUAUCUAUAUAUAUAUAUAUAACAAUAAUAAUAAUAAAAUAAAAUAAAAGUCACUGCAGAUAAAGUUGAUAUACCUGUUUAGCUAUACUACAUCGAAACGUAGAUAUAUAAAUUCAACUCUGUUGAGAGAGAGAUUUUCAGUCGGUGCAUUCUACAACGACAUUUCGAUUGUAAUUUGACCAUUUAAGAGAAAUUUCGAAUGUAAUCGGGCGGUCCUUGUUCCAUUAUGUAUUGACUGGUGACAGAUUCACUGCAGCAGCAUCAAAACCAAUUGACAAGCGAAUGAUGCGGAUCGUCUCGAUCAGCUGGGAGUCAUAUGGGAUCAUUAAAUACCGAGGUUUUCUGUAGAAUGCAGAUAAUGUUGAUGAGGAUGAUGAGAAGGAAGGAAGAUUUCCAGACGCUGACACAGCAGUGGGCAAUCGUUCUAUCACUGAUUCUUACACUGGAAGGGUAAACAUUUUGACUGGCCAUUUCUCAUUUCCAGCAGUCAAACCUCAUGGACCUCAGAGCUCAGAGAGACAAGAGCAGGGCCAGCUACUUUGGAAAUGUUAAGAACAGAUUGGGAUCAAAGCUGCCGGCUGGUAUUUCUCAGCCUCCAGGCUUCAUUACUGCUCAGUGUUCCAUUGGUGCUCAGGGUGCACUGGGGAAGAGUGCUGGACAGGAAUGUGUCAAAGGACAUCACCAAAUCCGGAACCCCAAACUAAGACAGUACUAUCUAAAGGAGGCGGCAUUUCCAGCUAAAGAUCCAGCAACGAAGGCUUUGGAGUCAUGCAAAAAAAUUCAACAUGGAUUACCUAAGAACAAGGCCCCAACCUCUACAGAGACGGCAAUGGACCUGCAUCCUAGACAAGAGCAAAGACUCAAUCCUGCACUCGGCAGUGGUGUUGUGGGAGCAGCGACCCUUUUGUCCCCUUCCACAGAUGCAGAAUAUGACAAGCUGAUGGAUGUGGAGGCGGUUCCUUUACCUGAUGGAAAUGUAUGUCUAUUGGCUCUCCCAUCUGAAUGCUCUCAGGUGGACGGGGCAGCCGGCAUGUCUUGCCUCAAACUAUUUUCUCGUUACAUCACAGACAGAAAGGGUGUGGUCUCUGGAAUAUUGCUGGUGACGUCCAAUAAGAUCUUCUUCGAUCCUCAAAAGUCUCACCCACUCGUUCAGGAGAAUGGCUGUGAAGAAUAUGUAUUUUCCUGCUCUGUGGAUGAUCUUUCCUCAAUUUCCUUCUACACGGACAUCUCUCACAUUCACUUUAACAAGACAACUUACAGAUUUAGCAGUUGUAAGCCAUCAAAUACUAAAAAAGAGCACAAGAAAACCCAUCAGGCAGCAUUAGAGGCCGCUCCUGCUCCUCCCAAGUGCCCUGUUUCACAUAAUACGACAACAAUUUCGGCUGUAAAUCCUGAGAAAGAGGAUGAGGAAGGUGAAGAGCCAGGGGACAUGGCCAAAGCUGAGAGACAGGUGACUUUGGAGUCUGGUGGAAUGCUAACAACGGCUGCUACUUUCUGUUGUGGAGGACCAGACAGCGCUGAGAGAGGAAACAAAGCAUAUGAACACACAGACAGAACAGAACCGCAAUCAUAUUUGGAAAGACAACUGUUGGGUACUUGUGGUGCUACAUCCAGUAGUGGUAUAAAUGGAUCUCUGAUGUUUGUGAGAAUUCGACACAAACUUCAGUAUGUGAAAAAAAAGGCCUUCUCAAAACCUAAAAUCCCCUCCAGAGACGCCUGGUUCACCCUGCAUCAGGAAAGAUCAGAUGAGCUUUACGCUUACCUCAGCCAGCAUCGGCAAGAUCUGUGCAUUCUGGAGGGAGGUGAAGAGGAUGAAGCAGAACGUGAUGAAGAGGAUUUUGUGCUUCUGGAUGAGGAGGAGCAGGAGGAAGAGGAGGGGUCUCCACAUGAAGGCCAGGCCGGGGAGGACUGGGAGGAUAUCCGUAAAGUAUUCUCCGUUGAGGAACUAGUGAAGACAAACAGUUUCCCAAUCUCUCUGGCUUCAGGGACAUCGGAGACUGUGACUUCCGGCAGUCCUUUACCUCUGUCCCUCAGGCCAUCAUCGCCUCUUCCACUCGCCCCAUCUACUCCUCUUCGACCCUGUCCGUCACCCAAACGCAGCCCCUCGCCUUGUUCAAUUUCAGUUUUCCCUGCCCCAAGCAUCUCCCCCUGUUCCGAUGCCUCGCCAUCUUCCACUGACACAAUACCUCAGAGAAAGUCUGCCACUGAAUAUGCCUCGCUGAGGAGACUGUAGCAGCUGGACUGGGAGAAGGAGAGGGCCAUGCAGCAGGACAGUGAGGAUCUCAGAUUCGCUGCUGUCAUUGCAGACAUGUUGGCAAAAAUCAAUCCUCAGCUGAAGUCUGAGGUUAAGUUCAAGAUCUAUCAAAUACUGUAUGAGGCUGGGCAAAAAAAACACACGUAACAGAUCAUGUUUUUACUGAGACUAACAUUGACAAUUGUUUAUAGGAAAUAAUAUUUUUAAAUAUAUUUUGCAAAUAUGUGUAUACUUUUUUGUGUGUGUUUAUGCAAAGAUUUAAAUAAAAAUUUGAAAAUAUUUUUAGUUUUAUUUGUACAUUUCAACAAGUAUUUGUGUAUUACAUAUUGCAUAUUGAAUAAAAAUUUAAAAUUGAACUGGAGUUUUUUUUUUUUAAUAGAGAACAGUUUGGUCAAUUUUUUUAUUCUGUAUAAAUAUGCUAAAAUAUAUAGUAGUGUGUGUGUGUAUAUAUAUAUAUAUAUAUAUAUAUUAGGGGUGUAACGAUACGCGUAUUCGUAUUGAACCGUUCGGUACGACGCUUUCGGUUCGGUACGCGGUACGCAUUAUGCAUACCGAACGGUUCGUUGGACUAAUUAAUUAUAUUUGGAAAAAAAAAAGAGAAAUAUAAUGAUAUGCGUUCAACAAGGUAGCCCAAUAACCCAAACGACGUAACAGGCAACGCCCCUGACACUCCCGAAGAAGAAAAAAACACCAACUUAUGUUUAUGUUAUGUUAUGACUCAGUCAGGCGCUCGCUCACUCAGUACGCGCUGAAGGCUCGUUGCAAAAUGGCCAAUGCGUUUAACAGACUAGAAAAAGAAGAUGACUCUCAAACAUAUUGUUUGAGAUGCAUGAUUCCAUCUAUGAGCUGCUCGAUCAGAGUGACAUGAGAGCCCCUCCUUAGAACAUUAUUUGUAAAUCCAUGUUAUGGUAAGUGUGCACGUGAAGUCUUUGCACACUUUCUGAAAUCCACACUGUGGUAAGUUUGCACACUACACUAGUGCUCUGCAUUCUUUCUAAAAUCCUAUAUAGUGAGGGCUUCGCGCGGUUGCUUCAUUGCUUUAAAAAAAAAAAAAACACCAGCGUGAAUACUUGAAACAUGUCAA